Molecule: messenger RNA, 1529 nt
Organism: Oryctolagus cuniculus (rabbit)
Lineage: Eukaryota; Metazoa; Chordata; Mammalia; Lagomorpha; Leporidae
Gene: CCDC24
Product: coiled-coil domain containing 24
Source: RefSeq, a predicted model, not a curated record
UGGGGCCGCGGCGCGGUUUCCCGGGUGACGGCCGCGGCGAAGAGGCGGGGCUAAGGCCUCCCUUCCCACUGGCGGCUCCUAGGGGCCGUGGCCGGGAGUUGCGGACUCCGAAGAGUCUGUCAGAAGCCGGGCAGGUGUGAGCGGGCGGCAGUGGCGCGGGCCGGCCAUGCCCCGGGACUUCUUGUCGCUGUGGGAGCUCGUGGAGGAGCACGUUCCGCUCCCGGAGCGCCCCGAAGUGAAGAGGGUUCUGGGGGAGGCGGCGGUGGACCUGAGCCUGGAGCUGCGGGCGGAGGUGGCGAUGCUGCGGGCACUGCUCCAAGAGGCUCGGUCCUCCCGAGUCCCUGGCUCCCACCCCAUCUCUGACCCUGCCUCCCUUCUGGCCCCGCCGCCCCUCCUGCGGGAGCUCGUGCGCCAGGAACUCCGGCAGCUGCUCCAAGGUCUCCGCCACAAGGCCAUCUGCGAGGGCAGGGACCAGGCGCAGGCUUGGGUCCAAUAUAGCCCCAGAGUCCUGCGCUUUGCCUUGGAGGAGCCCAGAAGUGAUUUGCCAGAACAGGAAACGUUGCAGCUGAGAGCCACUGAGCCCAGAGCGCAAGGAGCAGCUUCCCGGGGAGAUGGGAGAGAGCAGAGCUUCGCAGGAAGCAUGAGCAGUCACAGGGACAUCAGCAUCAUCAAGGACCAGCUGAAUGUGUGCAACAUUGACCAAGUUGCUGCACACUUGAGGGGCCUCCUGGAGGAGGAGUGUCGCAACUUGGAGAGAGAGAUCCCCAUCCUGCAGCACUGCCUGGAAGAGGAGCUUGCGCGGGCCUGCCAGCCCUCCAAGGCAGCCCUGGAGCCCACCCUGGCAGAGCUAAAGGAACAGAAGAAGGCCAUGGAACGGGAGCUGCAGCUCUCCCUGGAGCCUCCCCGAGUCUCCCCCAACCACAGGCGGCUGUCCCCGGAGCCCUCCAGUCGGUGCCACGGGCCCUGUGCUCCGCUCCGCAGCGCUGGUGCUGGGGGCGUGCAGGCUGUGCCUCUCCAGGGUCACCUGCCCACGCCACCUCCGGAGCGCUGCCCACGACCCCGAGGCCAGGCCACCAUCCGCCGCUGGGGACGGCAGCUUCAGUGCAGUCCCAGGCCGCAGCCAGCUUCCACACCAGUGUCCAGCGCAGCACCCCAGGCCUCAACCUGAAGGGCUGGCCACAGAGCAGCCUUCGGCUUGGGCCACACUGCCCCGACCGCUGCUGCUGCCCCCUAGCUGCCAGCGCCAGGUCGCGCUUCUCAGGAGCGCCCUCACCAAGCCCCCCCAGGCUGUUUGUGUGCCUGCUGGCCCUUGCCCCACCCCCACCACAUCCCUGGUGCCCAGGCCUGCGUGGGAUAGCCAUCCUAACUGCCGUCACCUUUGGCCCUUCUCCCCUCAGGCCUCGGUGAAGGCCUGGCAGACAGAGGUCCCAGCCCAGCCCUGACUCCUGGCCCCCCAGGAGACCCGGACAAAGCACAGCAGCAGCCCAAGACAGGAAUAGAAAUUUCAUUAAAACCUAUGGACUUUAAAA